CCAAAGAUUGCAUCUUCAAGCAACCAAUCCCAAUACCACCAGUAUCACCACUACAAAAGGAAUUUACUUACACAAGUUUGGUAGACCCCGAGAGACACAGAGCUUUAAUGGAGGAAUUGGUGAUAGAAAACCUUUUCAAUGGUGAGAGAGAAGCGCAGGUUGAAGCAGCCAGAGACCUCAGUAAGCUUAGCAGUAAGCAGAGGCACAAGUUGGCUGAAAGGGGUGUCACGGCGCCUUUGAUUUUGAUGCUUCAGUCUCAAGAUUACGACGCCAUUGAAGCUUCUCUCUUUGCUCUGCUCAGUCUUGCUUUCGGCAGUGAACGAAACAAGAUCCGGAUCAUGAGAUCUGGGGCUAUACCAGUAUUGCUAAGCCUCCUUCAGUGCCAAAAUGAGGCAUUGAUUGAGCUCACAAUAGCAGCCAUGUUGAUCCUCUCCUCCUGCACAGCAAACAAGCUAGCAAUCGCAUCUCAUGGAGCCAUCCAACUCUUGGUGGAAUUUCUCAAUGCUAGUGAUAACAAUGUGAGUAGCAGCAGCAUCAGCUUGCAAGCCAAGCUCGAUGCAAUAGCCACACUCCACAAUCUCUCAACUUGUCACCAGAUCAUUCCUUCAAUUGUCUCUUCUGGGCUAUUAUUUUCCUUGCUUCAACUGAUCCACAGCUCCGAAAAAUCGUCAGAAUUGGUCGAAAAGAUAAUGGGGCUGCUUGAAAACGUUGUUUCCUUGUCGGAGAAUGCACUUUGCGAAACUGCUGGCACGGGUGGCGCUAUUCGUGCAUUGGUUGAGACCAUUGAGGAGGGUUCUCCGCAAUGCAAAGAGCAUGCAGCGGGAAUUCUCCUCCUUAUAUGCCAGAGCUGCAGGGAAAGAUACAGAGGAAUUAUUUUAAGGGAAGGAGUGAUGCCAGGGCUACUUCAGUUGAGUGUGGAUGGAACAUGGAGGGCUAAAACUGUGGCCAGAGAACUGCUGUUGCUGUUGAGGGAUUGCCCAAGCUAUGGUUCAAGAAAUAAACAAUCAAAAAAUGAGCUUAUACAGCAGAUUAUGCAAGAAAUUGACGCCGGAGAGAACGUUGAAGGGGCGACGCUGAGGCUGGUGGAGGAGAUGAUUGCAAGGCUUAGUACAUGACAAAAUAUAGUUCUUCCUUCAAACUCAGAACUCAUAGUUUCUAGGUGAUGGAAUUAGAAUAUUUGUACGUGCAUAUAGGAUUGGUUCGGGAUUAUUCUGCUAAUUUUGAAUUCCAAUCUUUAUUCUUUCCC
Messenger RNA from Corylus avellana, 1246 nucleotides. Its product is annotated as ARM repeat superfamily protein. The record is from RefSeq and is a predicted model, not a curated record. Lineage: Eukaryota; Viridiplantae; Streptophyta; Magnoliopsida; Fagales; Betulaceae. Gene Ontology annotation, molecular function: protein binding.